Panthera uncia (snow leopard) is the source of this 5206-nucleotide messenger RNA. RefSeq names its product Ras like without CAAX 1 (gene RIT1). Gene Ontology annotation, biological process: Ras protein signal transduction. Lineage: Eukaryota; Metazoa; Chordata; Mammalia; Carnivora; Felidae. Gene Ontology annotation, molecular function: calmodulin binding; GDP binding; GTP binding. Gene Ontology annotation, cellular component: plasma membrane. Bases 88 to 747 code for a protein of 219 amino acids. The record is from RefSeq and is a predicted model, not a curated record. The transcript is spliced from 7 exons.
CGACGGGAGGGGUCACAGGACUUGGGAACGCCGUGCGGUGUCGCCGGCCGGACUGUCCCGGGGAAGGUGCGCGUCCCGGGGGGGGCCAUGGACCCGGGGCCGCGCCCCUCCGGCAGCGGCUGCAGCAGCCCCGCGGGCCUGUCCCGGGAGUACAAGCUGGUGAUGCUGGGCGCCGGCGGCGUGGGGAAAAGCGCCAUGACCAUGCAGUUCAUCAGCCACCGAUUUCCAGAAGACCACGACCCCACCAUCGAAGAUGCUUAUAAAAUCCGGAUCCGUAUUGAUGAUGAGCCUGCCAACCUGGACAUUUUGGAUACGGCUGGACAGGCAGAGUUUACGGCCAUGCGGGAUCAGUAUAUGAGGGCAGGAGAAGGGUUUAUCAUCUGCUAUUCUAUCACCGAUCGCCGAAGUUUCCAUGAAGUUCGGGAAUUUAAGCAGCUUAUUUACCGAGUUCGACGCACUGAUGAUACACCUGUGGUUCUGGUGGGGAACAAGUCUGACCUGAAGCAACUAAGACAGGUCACCAAGGAAGAAGGAUUGGCUUUGGCCCGAGAAUUCAGCUGUCCUUUCUUUGAGACCUCUGCUGCGUUCCGCUACUACAUCGAUGAUGUAUUCCAUGCCCUUGUACGGGAGAUACGUAGGAAAGAAAAGGAGGCAGUGCUGGCCAUGGAGAAAAAGUCUAAGCCCAAAACCAGCGUAUGGAAGAGGCUAAAAUCACCGUUCCGGAAGAAGAAAGACUCCGUAACCUGAAGGGAAGAUGUGAGGUGUUCCUCUGUGAACUGCAGGGCUUACUCAGAGCAGUCCAGGAACUUGCAUUAGUGAGCACGGUGCUUGCUCUUUCUCCUGUUAUGACCGUUACUGUAAAUGUAACUGAUGAAGGGGAUAUGCCUCGAGGGAGUUUGCAGUGAUGUGGUGUCUAGAAUACUGUCUUUUAGCUAAUUCUGACUUAUUAACCCAGUGGAGCACUGUCUACUUUUAAAUUGUCACAUUAGAAUUUGAUCUACCGAUGUUUUGGGUUCUGUUCCUGAUAUUAGUGAAUUAACGUGGAUUGUUUAUACUCUGGGGGAAUAUAUGUACCACGUGUGUUCGACUAAGCCCACAAGAGGGACUUUCUGCUAUGCACUACUCCAUGUUCUUUUCUACUUGGGUUUCCUGGGACCUUCUCGGCGAAGGGCCUCACUUCUGUUCUCCUGUGCUUCCUGGACACAUAGCGAGAACCUCGUAGGGAGGUCAGUGGUACAGUUCAGUGAGUAGCUGUGGAACUGCCUCCCGUUGCAGAUGAGGGACCAAUGAGAUCAGGGAAGCCGGGCUGUGGAGGCGGCUGGGGGACCUCACUAGGGACAGGUAGCAUCACAGCUGUGUUCCCAGGGCAGGCCUGGCUUUCCUGAGAAGUGCACGUCUGACCCAGAUGCACUGAAUGGGUGAGGACGAACAGAAGCAGUGCAAUGUGUGAAGGUUUCUUCUGUGAAGCUCUUUUGUUCUUUCAGGGUUUAGCCUCUGUUUACCAUCAGAGGUGCAUGCUUUGGGAACCAUUACUGGAUUACUAAACUCUUGUUCAGACCCUCGGUUGGGACAGCCAUUGCCUUGUGCAGGUUCAUUUUUCCCCCGGAGAUGCCCACGCCCGUGCAUUACGUGCUUCCCAGUGCUUCCGCGCGCUCCCCAGGAGAGUGGGGCCUGGCCACGUGUGUCGUAGGUCCCUCGUCAGACUUCCUGCGUCUUGCGUACGGAAGAGACAUCGGGAGUUAGAGUCCAGUCGUGUGUGCCUCCUCAGCGCAGUCACCAGGCUCCACGCUCCGGGAAAGCCUGCGCGUCUCUGUGCUAACGAGCCAGUUGUGAAGCUUUAGAAAAUUCCCGUGUGCUGGGUUUCUCAUUGAAGAUUUCUUUACAGGGACCUUGUUGAGUUCACCUCAGGGUUGUCUGAACCUUGACGGAACUUAGCCUAAGAGAGUGCCACCUUGAUAUUUGUCAUAGCUGGGAGACGGUUGUCCUGGGAAGGAACAGCUUUAAAUAUUGGUGGUGAGUUCUCUUUUUUAGAAUCAGGAUUGUUUUGAUACCUGGACUUAACUGUGUGUGGAGAUUAAGUGCAAAAGUGCUAAGAAUAAUGUAGCAUAUAUGGAACGUUACAUGUCACUGAAGUAGCGUUUGUGACCAUUUUAAACUCUUGACGUGACUGUGUAGCACCUCUUAAAAAGCGCACACCUCAACUUAACUGAUUUCCACUCUAAUUACAGGCAGAAGGACAGGGUUGUUGUGUUUUUCCUCAUCCUCAGUGGGGUGUAUGUUCUAGGUUUAAAGAAAGGUGAUUGUUGCAACUUUUUUAGCUAAGUAGCGGUCCCUUUUGAGACCAAAUAAAUUAUGUUUUAUGGUACUCAAGCCAUCCAAAAGUGAGAGACCCAGAAUUUGAAUCUAUGCAGGACGGAAAUCUUAUAGGAACUGUAGCACUUUAGCAAAGCAUGAAGGUAGAGAAGAAACGUAGUGCAAUUCUGUUGUACCAGUAUUUCACCAUGUGUAAAUUAGCUCGGAGCCUUUUACGUGUAAUGCCUUAGCUUCUCGUUACUAAUGACCUAGGGAGUUGUACUUAGCGUCAGGGAAGACUUUUACAGCCAUAUAAUUAUUCAGGACAUUCAAUGCAGCACAGAAUAUUGCCAGAGAGAAAGAUUUGUAAGAGAGGAGGGAAUUUAUAUUGUAUAUGAGAAAAAUAACAAAUUUGUGUUUUUAAGACUGUCACUGUCAUAUCUUUGAUCAUUGGAUUGAUUAGCCCAUUAGUUAGUAUUGAGGAUUCUAUCCAUGGUGCUAAAUAGUUUGAGGGGGUGUGUUAUGUGUAGGUAACAGCUCAAUUCUUAGUGAUCUAAGUGUAUGUAAUUUAUAAACUCUAAAGAGUCAGGUUUUUCCAAUUUGAGGGCAUUACAAUCAGUUACUGCCUGGAACUUUGAAGAGAAACGUUCAGGGACAAGCGUAAAAGCGCUGGAACUGUCCGUGCCUGCGCCACAUUGUUAAGUCACAAGAUUUAGAAGCUGGUGUCUAGAAGGGAUGUAUUUUAACUUUAUCAAAUACUAGCAAGAAUCGGUCUGCUGUGGUGUUUGGGGGUUGCGGGGGGAAGGAGGAGACCAGUCUCUCACUUAUGCACUUGUAUAUGAAGACAGUUUAUAUGACACAAUACAAAACUUUUCAACAACUCAUUGGGCUUCUCCUUUGCUUACUUGUGUGUGGGUCAGAUGCUUGGGAUUAUUGCAUAAGGUCAUUUUAAGAAGACUUAAUACCAUGAGAUUUUAUGUUCUGGAAAGUACGGAUUCCAAAAAAUGUGAGUGCCCGCCACGUGCGGAACGCUGUGUCGAGUGUCAGGGCGCGUGCGUGGAACACCCCUUCCUUCAGAGAGGUUACCUCGGCGCACGUGCAGGGAGAGGGGCUAGAGGGAGGUGAGGCACCGCGGUCCAACUGCUGAAGAGUCUCCGUGCUUCAGUGAGUGGGGUCCCACCUCUGCGUGACUCCGGACUCUAGUCCCCCGCCCCGGGCACUGUCCACUGUCCUGGUUCCAGCAGGCCGGGGUGCUCGGGGAUGCCUGGUGUUUGGCCGUGCCGCCAGAUGGCUUUGGGGGAGCGGGGGGUGCAGAGUGAACUGCCACCACUGGGGCAGGGGGCGGGUGCCUGAGGGACCCUAUCGAGACCCCAGCGUAUCCAGAGAGAGGUGGAGCGGUGCAGAGUGGGGAGCCAGGAAAAACACAUUGAAGACAAUAGCGUAUUUGCCUCCAGCAGGAGGGUUACAGUUUCAAGUGUGUAAACUGAACGUGGACUAAGGAAUAACUGCUUUACAUGAAGGUCAUUGCUUUUGUCUCCACUUCUAUCCGUGGGAUCAAUGGGCCUCAGUGUUUGUAGAGGACUUAGUUUGGACAUUAAAGGACUGUGUUUUUGUGUCCUCGUGACUUGAGUUGUGUAGAGCAGGUCAGUACCUGUCUGUGGGGUCCUCUGUUGAAUCAGAGGCAACGGAGGAGGCAGUAUUCGCGUUUCUAACGCAGGUUAGGCGGUGGGGUUACAGUGUUCAUGGGCCCCCUCUGCACUGAGCACUGUGAGACUGUGCAGGGUUUGAGGGGAUAUAAGACACCCUGCUCUUGACCUUUGAUAAAAUCUGCAUUCACAACUAGAUGUCAAUCUGAAGGUAGUAGGUUACUUCAAACUGGGAAUGUGACAGGAAUUCAGAGAGGGAAAGAAUUAGUGUGGCCGGGCCCAGCAGUGGGACCAAGAGCUAACGGAGAGGAGGCAAGUGAGGAGAGGUCGAAUACCAAAGAGAGGUGAUUUCUGAUAUUCCUAGUGUUUAUUGCUGAUUAUUAUUAUUAUUAUUUUUACAUUUUAUUUAUUUUUUGAGAGAGGAGAGAGAGAGAGAGAGCGAGCAUGAGCGGGGGAGGGGCAGAGAGACAGGAGGAGACAGAGAAUCCAAAGCAGGCUCCAGGCUCUGAGCUGUCAGCACAGAGUCUGACGCGGGGCUUGAACCCACAAACUGAGAUCGUGACCUGAGCUGAAGGCGGAUGCCCAACUGACUGAGCCACCCAGGCGCCCCUUAUUGCUUAUUUUUUUUAAGUUAUUUAUUUUUGAGAAAGUGCAAAUGGGGGAGGAGCAGAGAGAGAGAGAAAGACAGAGAAUCCCAAGCAGGCUCCAUGCUUUCAGUGUGGAGCCUGAUGCGGGACUCGAACACACGAAUCGUGACAUCAUGACCUGAGCUGAAGUCAGACGCUUAAAUGACUGAGCCACCCAGGUGCCCCUAUUGCCUUUUUUUAAAGUUUGUUUAUUUAUGUAUUUAUUUAAAAAUUUUUUUUAAUGUUUAUUUAUUUUUGAGAGACAGAGGAAGUGCGUGCGCGCAUAUGAGCAGGGGAGGGGCACACACGGAGACACACACAGAAUUGAAAGCAGGUUCCAGGCUCUGAGCUGUCAGCACAGAGCCUGAUGCAGGGCUCAAACCCACGGACUGCGAGAUCAUGACCUGAGCCGAAGUCGGAGGCUCAACCGACUGAGCCACCCAGGCGCCCCUUAUGUAUUUAUUUUGAGAGAGAGUGUGCGUGUGUAAGUGGGGGAGGGGCCGAGAUGCGGGGCUCGAGCUCAGUAAUUGUGACAUCAUGACCUGAGCUGAAGUUGGACACUUCAGUGAAUGAGCCAUCCAGGAACCCCUAUUAUUCGUUUUCUUGAAAAAAAAAAAAAAAAUAUAUAUAUAUAUAUAUAUA